UGAAUGUUGCCGUUCCCUCCUAAAUUCCCCUGCAAAUAUCAUGACUUCAAUUAACAGAUUCUUGUUUCCUCCAAACUGCUUGGACUGCACUCUUAAAAAUUGCCUCUCCUAGUUAGAGCUUGUAAGUACAAGUUUUUGAGGGAACAAAAAACAAAGAUAAAGUGACUGUUUGAGAAGCUAGAGAAUCUACAAUGGAUUUCAGUGGCCGCUAUGAACUUCAGAGCCAGGAAAACAUGGAGCCAUUCAUGAGUGCUCUGGGAGUCCCAGAUGAUGUGAUUGAGAAGAUCAAAGACCUGAAGAGUGUUACUAAAAUUGUUCAAAAUGGAGAAGACUUUAUAGUGGCUAUAGAAACUGGCAAUCAGGUGCUUGUUAAUAACUUCACCCUUGGACAGGAGACCCAAGUGGAAACCCCCACAGGCGAAAGAGUCAAGGCCAUAAUGAACCUGGCAGGGGAAAAUAAGCUGGUUGUUAACACAGAAGAUGUCACUUCUGUUGCAGAGUUCAAUGGGGAUCUACUGACUAAUACAAUAACUCUGGCUGGCAUUGUUUACAAGCGGAUAAGCAAAAAAGUGGAAAAUCCUAAUGAAGGUCAAUGUAGUUCAUUAUAAUUGUUCCUGCAAUAAAAUAGUUUUGCCAUGG
Mobula hypostoma (lesser devil ray) is the source of this 639-nucleotide messenger RNA. RefSeq names its product fatty acid-binding protein 1, liver-like. NCBI's taxonomy places the organism in Eukaryota, Metazoa, Chordata, Chondrichthyes, Myliobatiformes, Myliobatidae. Gene Ontology annotation, biological process: fatty acid transport. Gene Ontology annotation, cellular component: nucleus; cytosol. The record is from RefSeq and is a predicted model, not a curated record. The coding region runs from base 192 to 608 and encodes 138 amino acids. The transcript is spliced from 5 exons. Gene Ontology annotation, molecular function: fatty acid binding.